Dichomitus squalens LYAD-421 SS1 is the source of this 2012-nucleotide messenger RNA. RefSeq names its product FAD/NAD(P)-binding domain-containing protein. Lineage: Eukaryota; Fungi; Basidiomycota; Agaricomycetes; Polyporales; Polyporaceae. Gene Ontology annotation, molecular function: monooxygenase activity. The record is from RefSeq and is a predicted model, not a curated record. The transcript has 10 exons. The coding region runs from base 1 to 1905 and encodes 634 amino acids.
AUGCUACAACUAGUAUGCCCAAUCUCUACUGUCCAGCACGCCCAAAUCCUCGUCAUUGGCGGUGGCCCGGGCGGCAGCUACACCGCCUCUGUCCUCGCCCGCGAGGGCUUUGACGUCGUGGUCUUCGAGGCCGCAAAAUUCCCCCGGUACCACAUCGGCGAAUCCUUAUUGCCAUCCGUCCGCCACUACCUGCGCUUCAUCGAUGCUGAGGACAAAGUCGCUUCCUACGGAUUCGUCCCAAAGCCCGGAUCUGCCAUCAAAUUUAACCAAUUUAUGCAAGAAGGAUACACAGACUUCGUCGCCCUCGGUGCGACCAACAACGCCUGGAACGUCGUGCGUUCCCAAUUCGACCAUCUCCUGCUCAAGCACGCUGCCUCGUGCGGAGCAAAGGUCUACGAGCAAACUCGCGUCGUAGACGUCGCCUUCGAGGACGCGUCUACAGUGGAGUUUUCCAAUCCGCCCGCUUCGGAACUCGGCCGUCCGAAAAGCGUCGUCUACGAAACCGCUUUCGGUGCGAAACGCGAGAUCACCUUCGACUAUCUCGUAGACGCCAGCGGGCGCGCCGGCAUCAUGAGCACAAAGUACCUGAAGAAUCGCAAGUUCAACGCCUCGCUCAAGAACGUGGCUGUUUGGGGUUACUGGAAGAACACUGACAUGUACGGAGAAGGCACAUCUCGUCAGAACGCCCCGUUCUUCGAAGCAUUGAGUGACGAAUCUGGUUGGGCGUGGUUCAUUCCUCUCCACAAGGGCCUCACGUCUGUGGGUGUUGUCAUGGAUCAGAAACAACUCGGAAUUCGUUCCAGGGCAUCAUCCUCCGCCACCAACUCACCAUUGCCCGGCGGUCGUCGCCCGUCUAUCUCUGCGCGCACGGCUUCAACCCUGGCGGGGCGCUAUGUUUCCUUUCUCCAGCUUGCUCCGGGAGUUUUGGACCUCAUCGGCGAUGGGGAGCUUGUGGCCGUAAAGACGGACGAGGAUGACGGCGAGGAGGAACCACCCGUUGCUAGGAGCGCCAGCGACUACAGCUACUCUGCCACUGAGUACGCCGGUCCCGGCUUCAGACUCGUUGGUGAUGCUGGAGCGUUUAUCGAUCCAUUCUUUUCUUCGGGUGUUCAUCUUGCCAUGACCGGGGCGCUUUCUGCUGCCGCCUCGAUAGCAGCCUCCAUCCGGGGUCACUGCAGGGAAGCAGACGCUGCUCGGUGGCAUAGUAGCCGCGUCUCGCUCUCAUAUACGAGGUUCCUCAUUGUCGUGCUGAGUGCAUACAAGCAGAUCAGAGCUCAGUCAGUGAAUGUACUUGCCGACAUCCAAGAAAACAACUUUGAUAAGGCAUUUGCAUUUUUACGACCAGUCAUCCAAGGCGGCGCCGACAUGGGCACCAGGCUUUCGGAAGACGAGGUCCAACGCGCUCUCGACUUCUGCGUCCACCUCUUCGACCCCACAACGCCGGAACAACACGAGUCAGUCCGCCAAAAGCUGGAGAUCCUUCGCGCACCCGCCUCCCCAGGGGCGCCAUUCUCGACCAAGAGCGGCACCGACUCCGAUGUCUCCCGUUUGUUCGACGUCCGCGCGCCCUUGUUGGACCCGUCCGAGCUCGAGCAGCUCCUCCGUCGGCAGCUGCGGGUGCAGGUGCACGAAUGCGACUCCGCCCCGUCGACCCCGCCUUCCCCCCGUUCGGCGUACUUCCCGUCUUCCCCGCAGAGCCCGCGCAUCCCCGCGGCAAUCCCGGAGGCGGGCGCGGACCCGCAGUCGGAGAUCCGCAUGGUGCUGAACAAGGUCAACGCCCGUCGGGUGAUCCACGCCGAACAUGGGAAUGGGCUCAACAGUUUGGAAGAGGAGGAGCUCGGGGGAUACGUGCUGCGGCUCAAGAGGGGCGAGCUGGGCCUGCGGAAGGUGGAGCCGAGUCCAUAAAGAGGUCAAUCGACCGGUGUGGAUCUGUAAACGACUUCUCGCCUUUUAGGCUUUGUAUAUAAUGCGGUCGCUUCAAUGCACGGACUUCAUUCUAUAUCCUGGCGCCA